Messenger RNA from Prunus armeniaca (apricot), 624 nucleotides. NCBI's taxonomy places the organism in Eukaryota, Viridiplantae, Streptophyta, Magnoliopsida, Rosales, Rosaceae. The record is from the annotation of a GenBank genome assembly.
AUGGCCACCGCAAACCUUUCCAUACCCCUUCUCUCUCUUCCACGUCACCACCACCUCCACCUUCACCCUAACCUCAUCACCGUUCCAACUCGGCUUCGACUCGGCCUGCGAACUCAAGCUCUGGGCCAUGACAUGCUGGGCGAUUUUGGCGCCAGAGACCCCUUCCCAGCUGAGAUAGCAAGUGGGUUUGGUGAGAAGGUGUUGGGCACCGGCAACACAGAGCACAAGAUUCUCAUCCCCAUUCUCUCUUCUCUCUCUCUGUCCCAGCUAGACUGCAGCCCUGUCUCACCUCUCCAGCCUCCUAUGCCUGAAGACGAUGCCCAGAAGCUCCUCAGAAAGGUUGUUGGGUGGAGAUUGAUAGUUGGAGAAGGUGAGCUCAAAUUACAGUGUCUUUGGAAAUUGAGAGAUUAUAAAUGUGGGGUUGAGCUCAUCAACAGGAUUUAUAAGGUUGCAGAAGCUGCAGGGCAUUUCCCAAAUCUUCACUUGGAGCAACCCAAUCAAGUUAGAGCAGAGCUAUGGACAUCUUCCAUUGGAGGAUUGAGCAUGAAUGAUUUCAUUGUAGCUGCCAAAAUAGAUGAUAUAAAAACAUCAGAUCUUGUGCCCAGAAAAAGAGUUUGGGCUUAG